CACUUUUCUUCCGUCUGCCCCUCGCUUACUUUUCUCCUCCUCUUCCUUUUCCCUUCUUUCUUCUUAUUUGGUCUCGUUCUCCCUCGAUAUCCUUUCUUCUUCGACUCCUCUUCCAUCCAUCUCCUACAGAUCCCACCUGCCCUUCUCCCUCCGAACCCUAUUCAUCAAUUGAAACCGCCCGCCAUGUCGACGUGGGGUGAUUACUUCCGGGUCACCACUUAUGGUGAAUCGCACUGCCGCUCUGUCGGCUGCAUCGUCGAUGGCUGCCCCCCAGGAAUGGAACUCACCGAGGACGACAUCCAGCCCCAGAUGACCCGCAGACGCCCCGGUCAGAGUGCUCUGACGACGCCUCGUAAUGAGAAGGACCGCGUUGAAAUCCAGUCCGGAACGGAGUUUGGAGUUACCCUGGGAACUCCGAUUGGCAUGAUGGUGCGCAACGAGGACCAGAGACCCAAGGACUACGGCAACAGCACCAUGGACCUGUACCCCCGCCCCAGUCACGCCGACUUGACCUAUCUGGAGAAGUACGGCGUCAAGGCCAGCAGCGGUGGUGGUCGCAGUAGUGCCCGUGAGACCAUUGGCCGUGUGGCUGCCGGUGCCAUCGCCGAAAAGUACCUGCGCCUCUCGCACGGCGUCGAGAUUGUCGCUUUCGUCUCCUCUGUUGGCAACGAACACCUGUUCCCUCCUACUCCCGAGCACCCUACUGCCUCCACCAACCCUGAAUACCUCAACCUCCUCAAGACCAUCACCCGCACUACCGUCGACGAGUUCGCGCCCACCCGCUGCCCCAACGCCGAUGCCGCCGCGCGCAUGACCAAGGUGAUCGAGCAGUUCCGCGACAACCACGACAGCAUCGGCGGUACCGUCACCUGCGUUAUCCGCAACGUCCCCGUCGGUCUGGGUGAGCCCUGCUUCGACAAGCUCGAGGCCAAGCUCGCCCACGCCAUGCUCAGCAUCCCCGCCACCAAGGGCUUCGAGAUCGGCUCCGGUUUCGGCGGCUGCGAGGUCCCCGGCUCUAUCCACAACGACCCCUUCAUCGUCUCCGAUGUCCCGACCCAACUCGGCCCCAACACCACCACCAAGCAGCGCCUCACCACCAAGACCAACAACUCCGGUGGUAUCCAGGGCGGUAUCUCCAACGGCGCCGACAUCUACUUCCGCAUCGCCUUCAAGCCCCCGGCCACCAUUGGCCAGGCCCAGAACACCGCCACCUACGACUUCGGUGAGGGUAUUCUCGAAGCCAAGGGCCGCCACGACCCCUGCGUCACUCCCCGCGCCGUCCCCAUUGUCGAGGCCAUGUCCGCGCUGGUCGUCAUGGACGCCCUGAUGGCUCAGUACUCCCGCGAAAGCGCCAAGUCUCUCCUGCCCCCGUUGCCCAAGACCCUGCCCACUCGUCCCACUCUCGGCACCAACGGCCACAGCGCAUAAGUAGGAAGUGGUUUGAUUUAUUCCUUUUCUUUGGGUUCGGGGUCUCCAAAAUAAAAUAUCACGAUUGGCUCUUUGGGGAUCGGUCUACGCAUGCGGGGUUUUCUAUCUUUUAGAAUGCAGUGACGUACGUCAUGUUCAGCUGAUGUUGAUGUCUCAAGUCAGAAACUCAACUUAAUGACUUUUUCCUUCUUUUUCUGUUU
Aspergillus welwitschiae is the source of this 1628-nucleotide messenger RNA. Its product is annotated as bifunctional chorismate synthase/riboflavin reductase [NAD(P)H] ARO2. The record is from RefSeq and is a predicted model, not a curated record. Gene Ontology annotation, biological process: chorismate biosynthetic process; aromatic amino acid biosynthetic process. NCBI's taxonomy places the organism in Eukaryota, Fungi, Ascomycota, Eurotiomycetes, Eurotiales, Aspergillaceae. Bases 184 to 1428 code for a protein of 414 amino acids. The transcript has 3 exons. Gene Ontology annotation, cellular component: cytosol. Gene Ontology annotation, molecular function: chorismate synthase activity; FMN binding.